GCGGCGCCUGCCUGCCCAGCCCCGGCUCGCCGCCUGGCUCUCCCCCGCUGGAGCGACCGAACGUGCGACCGCCGCUUUUUCCUCCCUGUGCGGCCACCGUCGUUUGGGGAGGAGAGCGGGAGGGGGCGGGGAAAAGGGUGGGAGGUGGGUGAGCGCGCGCGCCGCCCGUCCGUCGUGGUUUCCUGGCUGCGCGCGGCGCUGGUGGAGUAGCUGCAGCUGUAGCAGCCCCCGCGAAGAUGGCGGAGGGGUUGGAGCGUGUCCGGAUCUCCGCGUCGGAGCUGCGAGGGAUCCUGGCUACUCUGGCUCCGCAGGCCGGGAGCAGAGAAAACAUGAAGGAGCCCAGGCAGCGCAAAGAUAACAGGCGCCCAGACCUGGAAAUCUAUAAGCCUGGACUUUCCCGACUAAGGAAUAGACCUAAAAUCAAGGAACCCUCUGGGAGUGACGAACUCAAGGAUGAAACUGUUAAUGACAGAGAUUCUUCUACUGUUGGAGACAGUACACAGCUUAUUAAAGAUGUCUACAAAGACAACCAACAGCAAAAUGGUCCUGUAGAUGCUGAAAAUAUUCGGGUACAGGAGUUCUUGCCCAGGACUGUUGGACAAGAGGAUCGAAGUCUUAGAAUUAUCAAAAGAACAAAGAAACCUGACAUGCAGAUCUAUCAGCCUGGAAGGCGUUUGCAGACUGUUACCAAAGAAUCGACUAGUAGCCGGGUAGACGAGGAAGAAAUCCUCAACCAGGUGGAACAGCUGAGAGUAGAGGAAGAUGAGUAUAGGGGGAGUGUGAAAGAGGAGGUUGUGAGUAAACCAGACAAAGAGGAGGCAGGAAAGAGCCUAAGUGGUGACAGAGGACGGGCUGCACAGGGAGAAAAAGGAAAGCGGAUUGAAAAAGGGGAGGGUGUGAAGAAGGUGAACGAUGACCUGGCUCAGGGGAAGCCAGGUUCUGCCAAGCGCUAUUCCCGCUCAGACAAACGAAGGAACCGCUAUCGCACUUGCAGUACCAGCUCAGCCGGUAGCAACAAUAGCGGCGAGGGGGCUGGCCUGACUGAUAAUGGAAGUCGCCGCCGCCGCCAGGAUCGGACCAAGGAGAGGCCACGACUGAAGAAGCAAGUAUCUAUGUCCUCAACUGACUCCUUAGAUGAGGACAGAAUUGAUGAGCCUGAUGGGCCCCGGAGAAGCUCAGAAAGGAAGAAACAUUUAGACAGAAGCUGGUCUGGCCGUGGAGAAGGGGAGCAGAAAAGCAAUGGUAAAGAAAAUCGAGGCACUCUUCGAGUUACUUUUGACGCAGAAACCAUGAACAGAGAUUCUCCCACGGUGAGGUCAGCCAGGGAGGAUGUGGAUAGGAUAAAGCCAGACAAAGGCUCGAGCAGUGGGGGCAAAGGCACUGAGAAGCAGGAAUCCAAAAACCUGAGACAAGAACUUCGGGGUCGUGGCCGUGGCAUUCUGAUUCUGCCUGCCCACACCACCCUGUCUGUCAAUUCAGCCGGUUCUCCAGAGUCUACACCUUUGGGACCUCGGCUUUUAUUUGGAUCUGGUAGUAAGGGAUCUCGGAGUUGGGGCCGAGGAGGCACCACUCGACGAUUGUGGGACCCAAACAAUCCUGAUCAGAAACCUGCUCUAAAGAGCCAGACGCCUCAGUUACAUUUCUUGGACACUGAUGAUGAGGUCAGCCCUACCUCUUGGGGUGACUCACGCCAGGCCCAAGCAUCUUACUAUAAGUUUCAAAACUCUGACAACCCCUAUUAUUACCCGCGGACACCAGGCCCUGCUUCCCAGUAUCCUUACACAGGCUAUAGCCCUCUGCAGUACCCGGUGGGCCCUACAAAUGGUGUGUACCCAGCGCCUUACUACCCAGGCUACCCGACUCCAACAGGACAGUAUGUUUGUAGCCCCCUCCCUGCCAGCACCCUGAGUCCUGAGGAGAUGGAGCAGCACAUGAGGAACAUGCAGCAGCAGGAACUACAUAGGCUUCUCCGUGUAGCUGACAACCAGGAACUGCAGCUCAGCAACCUGCUUUCCAGGGACCGCAUCAGUCCGGAGGGCCUGGAGAAGAUGGCUCAGCUCAGAGUUGAACUGCUGCAGCUAUAUGAGCGCUGUAUUCUAUUAGAUAUUGAGUUCUCUGAUCAUCAGAAUGUGGAUCAGAUCCUGUGGAAGAAUGCUUUCUAUCAGGUGAUUGAGAAGUUCAGGCAGCUUCUCAAGGAUCCGAAUGUUGAGAACCCAGAACAGAUUCGGAACAGACUUUUGGAGCUCUUGGAUGAGGGUAGCGACUUCUUUGAUAGUUUGCUUCAGAAGCUGCAGGUUACUUACAAGUUCAAGCUGGAGGACUACAUGGAUGGUCUUGCCAUUCGCAGCAAGCCAUUACGGAAGACAGUAAAAUAUGCCCUGAUCAGUGCCCAGCGAUGUAUGAUUUGCCAGGGAGAUAUCGCUAGGUAUCGGGAGCAAGCCAAUGACACCGCAAACUAUGGGAAAGCACGAAGUUGGUACCUGAAGGCCCAGCACAUUGCUCCCAAGAAUGGGCGCCCCUAUAACCAGUUGGCUCUGCUGGCAGUGUAUACGAGGAGGAAGCUUGAUGCUGUCUAUUACUAUAUGCGCAGUUUAGCUGCCAGCAACCCUAUCCUGACUGCCAAGGAGAGUCUCAUGAGCUUGUUUGAAGAGACCAAACGAAAGGCAGAACAGAUGGAGAAGAAGCAACAUGAAGAAUUGGAACUGAGCCCUGACCAAUGGCGGAAAGGAAAGAAAUCUACUUUCCGGCAUGUUGGAGAUGACACCACUCGCCUGGAGAUCUGGAUUCAUCCAUCCCGUCCCCGGUCCUCCCAGGGCACUGAGUCUGGGAAGGAUUCUGAGCAGGAGAAUGGGCUGGGCAGCCUGAGCCCCAGUGAUCUGAACAAAAGGUUCAUCCUCAGUUUUCUCCAUGCCCAUGGGAAGCUGUUUACCCGGAUUGGGAUGGAGACAUUCCCUGCGGUGGCUGUGAAGGUCCUCAAGGAGUUCCAGGCGUUGCUGCAGCACAGCCCCUCUCCCCUCGGCAGCACCCGCCUGCUGCAGCUCAUGACCAUCAACAUGUUCGCUGUACACAACUCCCAGUUGAAAGACUGCUUCUCGGAGGAGUGCCGCUCUGUGAUCCAGGAACAAGCCGCAGCCCUGGGCCUGGCCAUGUUUUCUCUCCUGGUGCGGCGCUGCACCUGCUUACUUAAGGAGUCGGCCAAAGCUCAGCUGUGCUCUCCUGAGAAUGAGGAGGACCAAGAUGACAUCAAGGUGUCGUCCUUCGUCCCAGACCUGAAGGAGUUGCUCCCCAGUGUGAAAGUCUGGUCAGACUGGAUGCUCGGCUACCCAGACACCUGGAAUCCUCCGCCCACCUCCCUGGAUCUGCCCUCACAGGUUGCUGUGGAUGUGUGGUCAAUGCUGGCUGAUUUCUGUAACAUACUGACUGCAGUGAAUCAGUCUGAGGUGCCACUGUACAAGGACCCGGACGAUGACCUCACCCUCCUUAUCCUGGAAGAGGAUCGGCUUCUCUCGGGCUUUGUCCCCUUGCUGGCUGCCCCUCAGGACCCCUGCUACGUGGAGAAAACCUCGGAUAAGGUUAUUGCAGCCGACUGCAAAAGGGUCACAGUACUGAAGUAUUUUCUGGAAGCCCUUUGUGGACAAGAAGAGCCUCUGCUGGCAUUCAAGGGUGGAAAAUAUGUGUCAGUGGCACCCGUCCCAGACACCAUGGGAAAGGAAAUGGGAAGCCAAGAGGGAAAACAACUGGAAGAUGAGGAGGAGGACGUGGUGAUUGAAGACUUUGAGGAAGAUUCAGAGGCUGAAGGCAGCGGGGGUGAGGAUGACAUCAGGGAGCUUCGGGCCAAGAAGCUGGCUCUAGCCAGGAAGAUAGCGGAGCAGCAGCGUCGCCAGGAGAAGAUCCAGGGUCAGCAUCCCCACAUCAUCCCCGCCAUCUGCAGGAAGGAACUUGCUCUGCGAAAGAGCCCUUCCUGGGGACCCAGGCCUGUUAGCAUCCUCGUCAGAUGUUACUGCGGAGUCUCUCUCCCAGUUCCCCACCAGCUUGCUCAAGGAAGCCUCCAGACUUGAGAGGAAGCGGGUGACCUGGCGCCGUGCAGAAGCAGGAUUAAGGUCGUCUUCUCCUCUUCCACACUCAGUGACGUUAUGGUCCUUAUUGCCACUGGUCUGACGCAACGCGUCCGUCCUCUCCUAGGACUCCCAGCUCACUGUCCAAGGACCACUGUGGCCCAGCCUUAGCUGCAGUGAGAAGGGUUCCAAUGGAGCUCUCCUUCCGGGUCAGCACACUGGACUCCAGGCCAGGGCCAGUCCGUCUGAAUCACAGCAUUCCAGUUGCGCCCCCCCCCUCACCCCCACCAGAGGCUUCUGCAGCCUUUUGCUCAUACAAACAAAAAUAAAUCUCACUACCGGCCUCUGAACUCCACAGCAGCAUGCUUCCCCUUCUCCCCAAGCGUCCCAUGGCUGCGAGGGGGACUUGGCACUCUCCCCGCCGACAUCACUUUUUCACUCCCUGCGCAUCCUGUGUCCUUCUCUCACCGUGCGACCCAGAGAUCAGAGUGGGACGUGACGGCCGGCACAGGCGCCGUGCACAGCUGCCAGGAAUCUGACGGGUAAAAUCUGGAAAAGUUGGGAGGGCAAGUGCUAAACACACACACACGCGCACACACACACACACAGCACCACUCAGAGAGGGCCGGAAACACAGACACCCACAGACAAGGGCCUGCGGACGCCCAGUCCUUCCUCGUCUGCCAUCCUUUUAAGGGGACUGGGCCCGUCUCAUGAGCCAGGGGUGACCCCCCCCAGAGGCCUACCGGUACCCCAAGAGAAGGGGGAACAACCUCAUUUAAUCUCCUGAGACUCCCGGAGGGCAUGUGGGGAACAGGAAGCAGUUGUGUGGUGACUCACUGGGCAGAGCCAGGUUAAGGGAAGUUGUCUGCGGGUGUCCCUGGGACCGGAUGGUGGCAGCACAGCUCUGACCACCCUCAUCCAGCUUGACCCCACCCACCCCUGGAGAACCAACAAGGCUGCCACCUCCCUAAGAGGCCGUGGCCUCUGUUCACCUUCCUGGCCCUGAGCCACAACUCAGAGGACUCAGACCGUUAGUGCCUCCCUGAACCUUGCACCUAGAUUUUUCUUCCGUCCUGUCGUCAGAACACCCAAGUAGGCGCAGCCCCCAGCCUCCCUUGGCCACGUGGCCCAAAGACCCUCCUGCCCACUGCCAGCAUUUACGGAAGGAAAGUACUGUAGGUCUUAGGAGCUCACUCUUCCCACAGGGUGAAAGGGGCAGCCAGUUCCGCUUGCUCAGACCUGGCCUCAGCGCUGGAGGGUCAUUCCUGGAGGCAGGAAACUGAGAUGCAAAGGAGGUCUUUGUGGGCCGGUGCCCCCCCAAGCUCCCCGGCUGGCGACAGUGCCCGUCCUGCCCCUCCUCCCCAGAAAGAGGUUUGGGGGGGCCUCUGAUGCUGAGCAAAACGUCCCUGGAGUUCCCAUCAUGGCUCAGUGGUUAACGAAUCCGACCAGAAACCGUGAGGUUGCAGGUUUGAUCCCUGGCCUCACUCAGUCCGAUUCGACCCCUAGCUUGGGAACCUCCAUAUGCCGCGGGUGCGGCCCUAAAAAGACGAAAAACAAAAAAAAAUAAAAACCCGUGCCUGGCAGCGGAAGGGCUGGCUGGAGAACCUUAAGACCUGGGAGAUGAGCGAUGGGCGUGCUGAGGAGCAACGGAGGGCCCACUGCCCUGAGUGGGGCUGUUUCCUGUGCUCAGAUGCCCACGCCGUCCCAGGGUUCAGUGUCACUACAUCUCAAUUCAAAGUCAGUUUUUAGAAAAUACCCAAGCUGAGUUCAGUGGAACAUGUGUCACCUUCUAGCUGGCAGCCCCCUGGAAGGACCAGUGACCCCCUCCCCUGGGAGCGUGGCCACGGCAGCGGUGCUUUCCCCUGAGGAGGUGGGAACAGCGGGGAGACUUUAGGCCCCUGAGCCCCUCAGCCGCGUUUCUCGUGCCUGCCAGCGUCGUGUGCCUUCCACCAGCUGCGGUGGCAGUGGCAGCAACGACUUACUCAUAGGGAGAGGUCCCCAGCAGGUCACAGAGGAGCCACCCCCAGCUUUCAAAGGCAUGCCCUUUCAGUUUUACUGUCAUUGCCAGUGAAACCUGAGCACCUUCCUCACUGACUGUUAGUGGCCAGGGCCCAGCCUGUGGGACCCACCUCAGUUGGCACGCACAUCUGCUCCCUCCUCUGUGCUGGCGUCUGUGUCCCUGCAAGCUGAUGUGUGGCAGGAAGCCAGGAGAGGGCAGGACAGGGCUGGGACCUGCUUGCCCAGCCUCUUAGGCUCUGUGUACAGGGAGCACGCUGUCUGGGCAGAUGCCCACGAGUCAGUUUGCUUCUUGGCCAUGGUCCCCAGCAGAGGAAGCAGCACAAGAGUAGCCAUGUUCUCUAGUGACAGACGUACCCACGGCCUGUCUGAGAGGGCCGCGGCCACACCAGGCCCUGUCAGAGAUUCGGGCUUUCCCAGAUGGACAUGGAGCUUCCCUGAAAGACGAGAGCAUCCAUAAGACUAACAAGCACUAGGCCGUGUGCCUUCUGAGGUGGGGUGCCCAGGACACCAGAGCUGCUAUGUGAGGCGGGUUUUUAGUGCUGCAUGGGGGACCCGCAGACUUUGCUGUGGAAAUUCAUCUUGCGCUGGUUAACACAGGCCUAGGCUGUCAGACGCCUGAUGCCGCAGAUAUUAUUUGCUGUUCCACAGAAGUAAAUUGACUUAAGUUAAUUUAAAGAAAAACACCAGGUAAAUAAGAGUAUGUAGAUUGUAGAUCAUGGCAGAGGAGCAGGGAUAGAACCCAGAAGGCCGCUGCUUAGGGGACCCCGUGCUGCUCGAGGGGAUGGUGGCGACUCUCACCAGUCUGGGUGGUUCCUUUGCAGAUCUGUGCAUUGGGUCUAAUCCAUCGCACCAUGUGGAUGGACUCGGCCACCGAAGGGGACUUACGGGGGGCACUUUGGUGUUGAUGAUCAGGUGUCAGGGUCACUUCUUUUGUAUGGACUCGGAGUUUGUUUCCUUUCUAUCUUUCUUUCUUCUCUUUAUCCUCUCUUUGUUUGUUUCCUUCAGCUACACCGUGAAGUAAGUUGAAAUAACGGAUUCCAUUUGGGUUAUAUGUAUGUGUAUAAAGUGUCUGGAUUGACAAGUGCCCCCAUAUUUGCUGUGUAGAUAACAUGUUUAGCUGCUUUCGUACCCAGGGAACCUAACUCUCCUUUGUCGAUUUUUAGCCUGAGGUCUUAGAUUCAGAGACCCGUUGUUUUUACUACCAUCAGGGUCCUUUCUCAGUCCCACGCAGGGUUGUGGUCACACCCCGUUCCCCCGAGCCUUUUGGUUAGUGUUGAUUUUUGUUGCAGGGCUUCGCCCAGCCCUUGGGCCUGUCCCGGCUGCCCCUCUGGAGGGGGAAGAGGUUCGGCAGCCGCGGCAGGAUGCUGACACACCGCGGAGUCAGGGCGCUGGCGCGCCCACCGCUUGCCUGCUCACUCAC
Messenger RNA from Sus scrofa (pig), 7497 nucleotides. The record is from RefSeq and is a predicted model, not a curated record. NCBI's taxonomy places the organism in Eukaryota, Metazoa, Chordata, Mammalia, Artiodactyla, Suidae.